Messenger RNA from Trifolium pratense (red clover), 1503 nucleotides. RefSeq lists its product as uncharacterized. Lineage: Eukaryota; Viridiplantae; Streptophyta; Magnoliopsida; Fabales; Fabaceae. The coding region runs from base 1 to 1503 and encodes 500 amino acids. The transcript is spliced from 3 exons. The record is from RefSeq and is a predicted model, not a curated record.
AUGGGUGCAUAUCUAAGCAAAGAACAUGUUAAUGUGAAACUUUUCAUAGAUGAAGAGAAAAAUAAAGUUUUGUUUGUACAAGCAGGGAAAGAUUUUAUGGAUGUGCUACUUAGCUUCUUAACUUUGCCUUUGGGCACAAUUGCUAGGCUUGUCAGCAAGAACUCUAACAUCCAAAAAGUUAGAGUUGGAAGCAUAAGCUCUUUGUAUGAUAGUGUUGUCAACCUUGACGAAAAGCAAUUCUGGACACCUGUUUGCAAAGAAAUGCUGCUUCGACCAAGGAACUCAAUGGAAGAAUAUUGCCAACGUAUAAAACUUAACAUUGACGACACUGAGAAAAUGAAGUACUUUGUAUGUGAGAAUCAGAACUGCAGUCGUGAAUCGGGGGCUUUGUUGAGUACAUUCAGGAAUCAAAGAUGCAAGUGUGGAAAACCGAUGAAUCGAGAGAUAUUUCUUGCAAGUUCAUGCACUAAUGAAAAAGUUGAUUAUGAAGGGUUUGUUCCAGAUACUGCAUCUUUCAUUAUUUCAGAUGAUUUGAGUGUAAAACCAGAUACUUUAAGUGGGACUAUUUUCAAACCUAUUAAUCUUCCAGAAAGUUGUAAUUUGGAUGCUAUCAAGCAAGUCACAAUAAAUGUUACUCGGAAAGAGAUUUUGGACUUGCUCAAGUGCUCCUUAUUUUCGAUGACACCUUUAACCGACGUAUUCUUGAAGAAGAAUUUGGUUAUUGAGAAUAGGAACACACAAUCCAUCAGCUCAUUUGACACUGAUUGUCGCGACCAGAAAUCAAAGUCAAGAGAGAAAAAAAUUAGUGUAAAGCUACUGGUAAGAAAAUCAAGUAACACAGUAUUGUUCGCUUUAGGUGGCGAGGAUUUUGCAGAUUUCGUUAUAAGUUUAUUAACAUUCCCGUUAGGAGGUGUCGAGUACAUGUUAAACGGGAAAUCUUACAUGGGCAGCAUUGAUAAUCUUUACCAGAGUAUCUCUGUUUUGGACCGUUGUAAAUAUUUAAGAUCCCCUGAUUUGGUUGAUAAACUUGUUAAAUCUCGGCUUGCACACCAAUUUAAAAUCUGCAACCAGAUUUUACCGAUUGACGAAGCUUCUGCUUUUAAUUACGCUUGUUAUAGUAAGAAAGAGAUGUAUGGUGAAGUGAGAAGCUCUUUAGUUGCCUCAAAUGGUUGUUCUUGGUCAUUUUUUGAUACUUGUGUUCAUUUGGAAUAUUUGGAGCCACAAUCAUCAACUGGUGAUGCAUAUAACAGAUUUGCAAUUGGUGGAAGAGGAUUCACUAAGAAACCGGCAUUGUACAUGGUUUCAGAUGACUUGAUCGUCACACCAGGUUCCUCCACCUCUGCCAUAUCUGUUCUGACUAAAUUGAGAAUUCCUCUCUCUGAUGUGGUGGAAUGUGACAUUGACAUUGGCAAAAAUGAGAGUCUCAGCAUUGUGAAAGCUUCUUUGAUCUCAUCUUCUGCUCUGACUAAUGGUUUCGGUCCAUUCCUUACAAAAUUUACAUGA